Ceratotherium simum simum (southern white rhinoceros) is the source of this 1418-nucleotide messenger RNA. Lineage: Eukaryota; Metazoa; Chordata; Mammalia; Perissodactyla; Rhinocerotidae. The record is from RefSeq and is a predicted model, not a curated record.
GAAAAACGAUGAUGGGGACACAACUGUUGUUGUUGAAAAGGACCAUUUUAUGGAUGAUUUCUUCCAUCAGGUUGAGGAGAUCAGAAACAGUAUAGCUAAAAUAGCUCAGUAUGUUGAAGACGUAAAGAAAAACCACAGCAUCAUUCUCUCUGCACCAAACCCAGAAGGAAAAAUAAAAGAAGAGCUUGAAGAUUUGAACAAAGAAAUCAAGAAAACUGCUAAUAAAAUUCGAGCCAAGUUAAAGUCUAUUGAACAAAGUUUUGAUCAGGAUGAGAGUGGAAACCGAACUUCAGUGGAUCUUCGCAUACGAAGAACCCAGCAUUCAGUACUAUCUCGAAAGUUUGUAGAAGUUAUGACAGAAUAUAAUGAAGCACAGACUCUAUUUCGGGAGCGAAGCAAAGGGCGUAUACAGCGUCAGCUGGAAAUAACUGGAAAAACCACCACUGACGAUGAGCUGGAGGAGAUGCUGGAAAGUGGGAAUCCUUCCAUCUUCACCUCAGACAUUAUAUCAGAUUCACAAAUUACUAGACAAGCUCUCAAUGAAAUUGAGUCGCGUCACAAGGAUAUUAUGAAGCUGGAGACCAGUAUCCGAGAGCUGCACGAAAUGUUUAUGGAUAUGGCUAUGUUUGUUGAGACUCAGGGUGAAAUGAUCAACAACAUAGAAAAAAAUGUUACGAAUGCCGCAGACUAUGUAGAAAAUGCUAAAGAAGAAACGAAAAAAGCUAUUAAAUACCACAGCAAAGCGAGAAGGAAAAUGAUGUUCAUUAUUAUUUGUGUAAUUAUUUUGCUUGUGAUCCUUGGAAUUAUCCUAGCAACAACAUUGUCAUAGCAACCAUUUCCCAAGAGACAUUCGUCCUUGGAGUCAGACCACAUCUGCAGCAGAUCAGCGUCCUCCCAUUUCAUGAAUGAAUCCCAGACAUUGUGACAUGUGGCGUUGGGUGCUGACUUUUCACUAGUGAAUUCAAGGAGGAAACACAACAGAACAUAUUGUUCAGUGAAAAAACCGUAAGCAGAAUGGAUGUGAUGAGUUUACCCAACAUCCUUGGACCCUAAAUAACACACCACAAAAAUUUAACAAUGUGAAACUUGUUUCAAUGGCCUUAAAAAAAGGAAUUAUUGAAAAUUUCAAUUUUUUUUAUAUUUCAGUGUUAAGGAUAUAUGUGAAGUUUAAUUAGGAAUAUUUUAUGUUAUAAAGCUAUUAGAUUUCAGGUCUAAUACUUUCUUCUCUCCCCUCCUCCCAGCCAACAUAUGCUAAUUCAGAGACGUUUUAUACAAUGUUUAAUUCCUAUUUGUUUAUUGUUUGCAAUAGUAAUUUUUAUUAUCACAGCUGUUUUGUAAGAUAUCUAUAAUUUUAAAUGUGUAUAAAUUGUUUAAUAUAUUAACUUCUUAAUUUACUCCGUUUUUAUAUAUUACAUACU